UUUUUUAAUUUCAGAUAUACAUCAACAUCGAAUAGCACAAGAUUUAACCGCACACACCUCAAAACCACUUGAACUUCCCGAAUCCAUGAGCAUGCUAGCAGAAGACUCAGAAAUCACUUUUCAACCAACGCCAGUAUCUUCAGUAGAACCCCUCUCCCCUGUGAAUUCCACCAAAACCGAAGAAAAUCGCACUAGUACAAAUUUAACGGAAGAACCCAAGGGUAGAGCUUUGAAUUUUACGAUGGGAAAAAUCGAUAAUAGCAAUGGUUUGAUGAACUCGUCAAUGCACGACUCGGAUCUAAGCGAUGUUACCAUAAACGAUAAUGAUGAUGAUUUUGAUAUGGAAAUGGUUCAACCAAAGAUAUUGGCUGCUAAGACUGAACCUUCAAAAAAUGUUUCACACGUUGGUGUCUGUCAACAAGGUGGUUUAACGUACGAAAACGGUGAUAAAAUAGAAAACGGUUGUGACUCCAUUUGCACCUGUACAAACGGUACCAUGAAUUGUACCGAUCGAUGUGCCACACCCUUAAUAAGAAAAGGAAAGAAAAUCGAUGAUCCUCUCUGCUUUGCUCAAUCCACUGACGAUAUGUGUUGCUCCGUUCUAGUGUGCGCUGGAGAUACAGAGACAGAACCUGUCGAAUAUUGUUCCUAUAAUAAUAAAACGUUCAAUAGAGGGGAUAUUCAUAAAGAAGGCUGUAGUGAAAUAUGUACCUGUGAAGCAGGUGGAAAAAUGUCGUGUAAACCAAGGUGUCCUCCAGUCAGCAAACCACACGACAGAUGCGUAGAAGUACCAAACACGGCGGACGCUUGCUGUAAAAAGGUCCUUUGCGACGUUACCCUAGAAGACAACGAAUCAGACAAAGAAGACGAAAAAGUUCGAAGGAUACUAUCAGCGAAAUAUGUUAAUUCAACGACCAUCUUGCUGAAAUUGGAUCCAAAAAUCGAAACGACAGAUAGCUCCUCCGUAGUAGUUGAAAUUAGUGACGAUAAAGUUAAUUGGCAAAAAUUUAAAAUCUCACCAGGUGGUUAUGUUCUAGUAAAAAGUAUUGCUAAAUAUUUAAAAUUCGAAAAUUCCGAUGACAUUAUCAACGUUCAGAAUUUCGAAGGAAAUCCCAAAGAUAUAGUAAAAAAUAAGACAGACUUAUCUGGUUGCCAAUACAAAGAUAAAUUCUUCAAUAUUGGCGAGGAGUACAAUGAUGAUUGCACCUCUUUAUGUAUAUGUCAAGAAGGCGGUAUGAAGUGUCUGAAACUUCAAUGUCCUACGUACUUCGGAGUCGAUAUCCUGGAUCCAAAUUGCAUAGAAUGGGAAACGAUCCCACCAAAUUUCGUACCAUCUCCUCCAAAUUGUUGCCCUACUAGUAUCAAAUGCAAAAAUAACGGUUCUUGCGAUUUUGAAGGAGCUGUUUAUAAAAACUGGGAACAGUUACCUGUAAAUGUUAGUGGUUGUGAGAAGAGGUGCUACUGUGAGAUGGGUAAGAUAGAAUGUCAAAAUGCUUGUCCGCCUGUCACAGCGCACCCACCACCCAAUUUGGGAUGUCCACCCAGCAUGGCUAGGAUCGACCAUAUACCUGAAGACGAUUGCUGCAAAUAUUGGGUUUGCAACACAAAUGAACAUGAUCAAGUGACCGACAACAACGUAGCAGAAAAAGACACACAAUAUAAAAACAUGACAAAACCGUCAUAUCCAGGGCCAUUUGCAACCAAAACGCCUUCCAAAACCAUGGGACCACUUGCUGUUUACGAAAACGAAUCACCAGACAAAACAGAAGAUUUAGGAUUAAAUGACAAACACAAAGUAUCCUCCCAAGAGAACCCAUUUUAUCAUAAAAAUAAUAACACUAAAAACAACAAUAUCAGUCACGUCAAACCUGAUAAAUCAAAAAACAAAAAGCCCGCUUUGUUUGUAACUCCACCUUCUAAUUCAGUAUCUAGUACAACGACGCCCCUACCAGGUCAUGUUCAUUCGGAAAUUGAGAUACACGGUAAUGGAAAUGCAGAAGAGCUAUUACAAUUUAUAAAUCAACAUCCGGAACUCAGUAAUUAUCCUUCAGGGUCUGUAUUAGAAAUUCACAAUUAUCCCACUUCUUCCAAACAAGCACCUAACUCCAUAUCGAAUUCAGACAAAUCCAAUAUUCAUUUGGUACCUUACGUGGUGCCCCAAAACGCCGAUGGCGAAAAUGAUCCUGGUAACUUACCUCCCGGGUUCUCACUGGAACAUCUUUUGAAUGAGUUCCAUAAAAACACCCUGCCCAAUGGACCCACUAAUCAUCAAAAUUUCAAUAGGCCCUUCCCGGGACAGCACAAUAUACCAUUGCCACCUAGAUCCAAUUUAACAUACCCAGGAAUUGGUGGUGGAUUCCAAGGACCCUUCCCAGGUUAUCAACAACCAGAAGAUGACAUUUUAGUCCACACACUUGAAGCUAUCGAUCCUCAUACAGUCCGGCUGGCUUUCAUGGUACCACCUGUCAUUGUCAACCUACACGGAAGGGUGGAAGUUAGAUAUACCAAUCAAAAAGAGGACGACGAUUUAGACUCCUGGAUGCUACAAGUCUUCGCACCGCCUAAUGAUCUGAUAGCAACACCGUCCUUAGAAUUCGACCUACAAGAUUUACAACCCAAUACAGAAUACAAAAUCAAAAUAACAAUAACCUUAAGAGAUAUCCACACAACGCACAGCAGCAGAAUAUACAAAAUAAAAACACCUAGAGAGAUAAUAACAACAACGCUACCACCAAUGAUACCAAUCGAACCAGACUUAGCCAUCACAGACAUCAAUUCGACGUGGGUGACUGUAGUGUGGAAGAAAUUCGAUGAAAACGAACUGAGAUUCAUAGAUGGCGUGCAACUCAGGUAUAGAGAAAUCGAUGGAAAGAUCUACGCUGCUACUCCCUUAAUUCAUCGAGCUGUAACUAGCUAUACUCUGGAGAAACUCAAACCUAACACCAAGUACGAAAUUGGAAUCUUCUUUAUACCGUUCCCAGGUCAGCUUACAGAACUACACGCUGAACACAUGCUUCAUUUCACAACCGCCAACGAAUUGGACACAUACGGCUUCAAUGUAUCCCUGGAAAUAUCCCAAAUAAAAUCCCAGAACGUCGAAAUCACUUGGAACGGCGUUCCAUAUCCCGAGGAUAAAUACGUGAAUAUCUACAGAGCGAUUUACCAGAGCGAUUCCGGUAAAGAGGACCAAAGUUUGUUCAAAAUAGCUAAGAGGGAUUCUCCGACGAAAACUAUUAUUGUGGAUUUGAAGCCUGGAACUAGGUACAGGCUGUGGUUGGAGGUAUAUCUCACCAACGGGAAGAUUAAGACUAGUAAUGUUCAAGAUUUUAUCACGAAACCCAGGACUGUCCCGGUGCUUGGGGCGUCAACGCAGCAAGAUAAACUUUCCAGAGCAGAACAUCUGGAAUCGAAGGGAGACUAUUACGGUCCUCUAGUCAUUGUAGCCAUACUGGCCUCGAUAGCUGUGAUGAGUACUUUGGUGCUAUUACUCAUUUUAAUACGACGGCACAAUCAAAAUAAGGCUGCCAUCACACCACCUUCUAGAGUUAGUCAAUCUGCCUACGACAAUCCCACGUACAAAGUAGAGAUUCAACAAGAAACUAUGGGU
Messenger RNA from Psylliodes chrysocephalus, 3607 nucleotides. Lineage: Eukaryota; Metazoa; Arthropoda; Insecta; Coleoptera; Chrysomelidae. The record is from the annotation of a GenBank genome assembly.